AUGCCGUGUGAUGGAGAGGGAGGAUGGUAUGAUUUCAACGAUGACAGAGAAGGAACAUUUUUAAAUGCCACAUCACUCAUCGAUCAAUGGUUAUUCAAUCACAAAAUUCCUACUAAAUUAUCAACAACAUGUGAUUCUUAUGUGAGUCCUCUAGAUAAUUUUCUCUUUCUUUCGGUUGGAGGAGAAACAAGUGAAGACAUUGAAAUAGAUGAUGAACAAUCACCCUAUAUGAGAGAUUCGAAAAUUGUUGAUGGAGAGAGAUUUGCAACAUUUGACAGUGUCGAAGAAAUGAAAAUGACAUUCACUUCGAUUGAAUUACACAACUCUGCUGACAAUUCUUAUAAAGCAAUUGUGCCACGAAUGGAUAAUGAUAUUCUCUCAAUAGAUAUUGAUUUGGAAGCUAUUUAUGACCGUUAUCUUGAUCCUUUGCAAAUUAUUGAUAUAAUCUGGAAGGGUGCUGCAUACAGUAGUCAGAAGAAAUCAAUUGCAGGUGAAAAUGACAAGAAGUUUAAAUUGACAAUCGAAGAUCAUGUGUUGGCUUUGAUAUUUGAGUUUAUUGAUACCAAAUUUCUCAUUGAAAAAUGUUCAUUUGUUAGUUCAAAGUGGCAUAAGAUAAUUUUAUACGAUUCUAAUACUGUCAAUCAGAUAUUUAUGAGUAGAACAUUGAGUUAUUUCAAAGAUGAGAGUGAUUCCUUAAGAAAGUUAAAUCAGUGGUAUGACCUUGAUUGGUUGCAGACAUAUUUUGUUUGUGGAAUGUUCCAAUUUGAGUUAUUUGGAGAAAGAAUUAUUGAAGAGUUUAACCGGCUUGCAUCUGCUGAGGACAAGACUUUCUUUUUCAUGAUUUUGAACUUUGACCCAUUGCAAAAUUUGAGAUUUCUUCCAGAACAACACAUUCUCAUGCAAAGAUUAGCCAAAAUUCAAACAAAGAAGAUUCUAGUUUCCGUGAAUUGUUUACCACAUACAAUUGAUACCUAUAUUCCACAUGCUGAUCAUUGUUUAGAGUUUAAAAGAGACUCUAGUCUAUUGAAACUCUUUGAGAAGUGCCUAUUUUGUGUGAAAAAGCCAAUUUUAAAGAAUGAACUUUCAGUUGAUUUUGAAAAUACCAUUCCUCUCUAUAUUGAAUUUUUAAAAUCAGUUGCCAAUAGAGUUUCUCCUCAAAUAAGCAAACAGUUGGACCCCCAAGAACUCGAAUGGAUUCACAAAUGCAUGUUGAAAAUGAUAGAAAAGGCAAACUAUUUCAUGGAAAAUAUCUUGCCACAACUUCCUUGCAAUGAAUUAUUGGUCGAAGAUGAUAUAUUAAUUGGCCUACAUUUGAUACUCCUUGAUAAUUAUUAUAUUGAACAGGAAAAUCUAUUCAAACUUUCGGAUAUUGACAUGAGGAAAUUACUAAAUAAUAGAAAGCAACACUCAGAUAAGGUCAGAACAAGUCAUUUACUUCCCCCAGAUUUAAAAAUGGAUUUUUUGGAACUAAUUGCAACACCAAUUAAGAAUGAGGAUUUCAAUUUUAGUAUUGUCAAAUCAGACUUGAUGAAUUCCUUUGAAAAACCAUGCAAUUCAAUUGCAUUCCUCAAGGAACAUGUUGUAGAGCUGAGCGAAUGCAUGCCCUCUUUAGAGGAAACCAAUGAUUGGAUCCAGGAUCAAGUAGAAAAGUAUCUGACCUUCAUCACAACUUGUUUCGAUCCAUCAGAAAUGCCAGACAAGGGUACUGACCUUAUUUUCCACUUACACAUGCUUCAUCCAAUUAAUUUCGUACAAGAUAGCAUUCGACUGACCGAUAGAAUCAAAGCUCACAACUUUAACUUUCAAACUGAAGACCAAUGAUUCGGUCUGUUUGUCCACCUGUUCACACCAAGAUGAUAUUCAAUCACUGUUAAGUACUUGGUUGAACCAAACACAUUAAAAUAGUAAUCAUUAUGUUGUGUUGC
Molecule: messenger RNA, 1925 nt
Organism: Naegleria gruberi
Lineage: Eukaryota; Heterolobosea; Eutetramitea; Acrasida; Naegleriidae
Product: cyclin-like F-box domain-containing protein
Exons: 1
Coding region: 1-1821 (606 amino acids)
Source: RefSeq, a predicted model, not a curated record